Molecule: messenger RNA, 1269 nt
Organism: Cladocopium goreaui
Lineage: Eukaryota; Dinophyceae; Suessiales; Symbiodiniaceae
Source: the annotation of a GenBank genome assembly
AUGAAGCGCGCAGCCAAUCCGACGCACGACACGCCGCCGGAGAAGCUUCCGAGGGUCGGCCGCGGCCUUGGCACCGUGCUGUGGUACAACGGCCGGCGUCAGCGAGGACUGGUGCUGUGCGAUGAUGGUGAGGAGAUGGUGAUUCCUAGUGGUGGAGCAGUGAAUCGGAACAUGGUUCCCUUGACGCCCUCGGGGCUCAUGCACGGUACCCGCGUCCAUCUGCUUCCCACGCUGCGCAAUGGGACCUUCACGGCGUUGUCGGUGCGUCCGGCAGAGCCGGCCACGCAGCAGGGACUCACGGUGGGCGUGGAUAACCAGGUGAAUUACCGAGGCGAUGAUCGGAGCGAGCUGUGCGCUGCAGACGUGUUGGAUAUCGGUUUUCUCAUCGGUAUCCUGGAUGGCCACUGUGGCGGCCAAUGUGCCUCUCAUGUGGCCAACUCCUUUCCAAAGAUUCUCCACGAUGUUUACAGUUUCGAGCUGGGUCAAACUCGAGGCCUCGAAACUCUCAGCAUGGCGCGCGAGACCGAGCUGCUCCGCGACGUGCUACGCUCCGCCUGCCGCGCAGCGGAGCGAGAUCUGAUGCAGACCGCGUCCAAGGGACACUGGACCGAUGGGACCUCCGCAACCUUCGCCCUGCUGGCCCACGGUUUCGACGAUUCGACCGUUCCCACGGUGCCGCAGACGCAAGGGGUGGCGAAGAUUUUUCUGGCCUGGUGCGGCGACACCCGCGCUCUGCUGCUGCACGGAAAGAAGGUGGUGCCAUUGUCUGAAGAUCACGUGCCCAAGAGGAAGGACGAGUACAAUCGCGUAAAGGCCGCAGGAGGCAAAGUCCUCGACUUCGAAGGGCAGCUGAAGGUUGGUCGCAGAGACAAGUACAAGGAGAAGAAAUCCUCAGGCGCCUGGAAAGACCUGGUGUGGCUGGACACCACGCGCUCCUUCGGUGAUAUUCGCCUGAAGGCUCCGCACAACAUCGUGAUCUGCGAACCCGACGUCUUGGUGCGGACAUUAGCGCCCGAAGACUGGGCGCUGGUGAUGGUCUGCAGCAAGGUCACAGCAAAGAUGAGCAAUCAGGACAUUGGAGAUCUGUGCAAGGACUACUUCUCCCAAGGAAAAGAUGCUGUGGCCGUGAGCCAAGCCUUGAGUUUUGCGGCGAGGAAGCGGGGUGCCACUGGCAAUCUGACCAGCGUGGUCAUGCGCUUUGGCUGGGCACCUUUCAAGCCCGAGUUCCUGCAGACGGGAUCCCGUCGUUCCAAACAUGCAGCGCAAUGA